Messenger RNA from Sphaerodactylus townsendi, 1848 nucleotides. It is a transcript of the gene NANOS1, whose product is annotated as nanos C2HC-type zinc finger 1. Gene Ontology annotation, molecular function: mRNA binding; zinc ion binding. Gene Ontology annotation, cellular component: perinuclear region of cytoplasm. The coding region runs from base 135 to 959 and encodes 274 amino acids. Gene Ontology annotation, biological process: negative regulation of translation; oogenesis. The transcript has a single exon. Lineage: Eukaryota; Metazoa; Chordata; Lepidosauria; Squamata; Sphaerodactylidae. The record is from RefSeq and is a predicted model, not a curated record.
CAGCUGCAAGCACUAAAGGGCUGGCAAAGGGGGAGGCGGAGUUUUCAGCUGCUGUCGAGGAGCGCUGCUGGUCGCCUGGAAUAGCGAGGCGCCGAUUAACACUGGGCAGCGACCCUCCCUUGCUUCUGUUCCUGAUGGAGACUUUCCACCCCAGCCAGCUGGAGAAGCACCAUCACCAGUCCGUGGAGUUUUUGCAAGGCGCCAGCAGGUACGGGGCGAAGAGCCACGGCGCCCCCGGCAACGCGUUUAACUCGUGGAACGAUUACCUGGGGCUGGCCACCCUCAUCACCAAGGCGGUGAGCCACGAGAAGGGCUUCAGGACCGGGCCCUCCUCGGUGGUGGUGGCGGCGACCGUGCAGCAGGUUCAGGCAGCGGAGGAAGGGGAGGACGAGGAAGAAGACGAGGAGGAGGAGGACGAGGAGGAGGACGUGGGAACCCCUUAUUUCGAAAACUCCUUGGACCUGCACGACUUCGAUUUGUGCAACCACCACCACCACCACCACCACCUGAGCCACGGCGAAAGCCUGCUGGAGGAGCGCUUCGCCGACUUCAGCCCUUUCUCUGGCCGCUCCAGCCCGGCCUCGGUGGUGUUCAAUUGUGCCUCGGAUCACCUGGAGCGGGACCGCUCGCCCCACGCUUGGGGCGGCCGCUUGGUAGUCAACAGCCGGCUGCAGGCUCCCCCGAAAAGCGGCUCUCGGCUGCUGAAGCCGGAAUUGCAAGUCUGUGUCUUCUGCAGGAAUAACAAGGAAGCCGUGGCCCUCUACACCACGCACAUCCUCAAGGGUCCCGACGGCAGGGUCCUGUGCCCGGUGCUGCGGCGAUACACAUGCCCGCUGUGCGGGGCGAGCGGGGACAACGCGCACACCAUCAAGUAUUGCCCCUUGUCCAAAAUGCACGGCAGCGCCCCCAAGCAGCCGCUCAAAAACGCCAGGCACAUCCUGGGCAAGAAGCUCCGCUAGGGGGCGCUGUUAGAAGUCCGCAGGGUUUGGAUUCAAUUGGAGGGGGGGGAGUUUUGAGCGCGCGCGCGCCCUCUUCAGGAAGAAACAGACAUUUUCCUUUGGAGUUUUUCUUCAUUUUUUCCAAAAGCGAAUCUUUAAUCGAAUGAUGUCUCUUUAACACUUAAUAUAUUUAAACUUGGAGACGGUAGAAUGUACAGAGGAAAAAUGCUCUUGGUUUACGUAUCAAAUAAUCGAGUAUAGUUUCUAGUUUGUAUACAUAGUCGCCAGAGAAUCUGGCCCUGAAUUUAACUCUAUAAGAAUUAUACAAGUUUUAGAAGUCCUGUAUUUGUUUACUGUAAAUGAUAUCUAAUUUUUAAAUGGAAUUGAGUGCUUUUCUGUGGAUGUGGCUUUCCUUGAACAUUAAUCAUGGGCUGGAAGUUGAGCCACCCACUUGAAGAAAAGAAUGCCACAGAACCUGAAAAGAACCCAUUGAGCUGUUUGAGGUGGCAGCUAACAUACACAUGACCAAAAUGAAGAUUUUUAGGUAAUUUUUAAAAAGAGACAAGGCUGAAGGCAUGCCGAGGGGAAACGCAAUGUAUUGAACUGUUGUUUUGUUUCUAAUGAUGUCUUUGCUGUUUGUCUGUAAGCAGUAUUGGUUGUAAGAGUUGGAACUGGAAGUUACAGUUUGUUGGGGAAGGUGAUUUCUCAUGAUAUAUUCACUUUUAAUUUUUUCCUAUGUUUAAGUCUUAUUUGGAGUGUAUGCUUCCUCUUUUGGUUCACCAUUCCAAAACGAGUUUUCCCAAUACUCCCACUGCUUUUUUUUAAAUGCUGAUUCUCUCCCUGUAGCCCAACUGAGGAUAUUUUGUCAAAACUGAGAUACGCAGUGGAAGUAAAAAUGUUGCAGAGACCA